AUGUCUCUCAAAAAUGCCACGGUACAACCAAAGUUCGUUCACAAGCCGCCCUUCAGUCUUGAAGCUCCAGGCUAUGAACAUGUAGAUGGAGAGACGAUCCCGCGAAGACAUCCGCUAUGCGUCAACAAGCUCCAGGAGCGCCCUUCCGAGGAUAUUGUGACCGUUUUCGACAUUGUCAAACGCAGCGCGGAGAAGUUUGGCAAUGCGAAGGCUGUCGGCUCCCGGAAGCUCCUCAAGACUCACCAAGAGACGAAGAAGGUCAAGAAGAUGAUCGAUGGCCAGGAGCAGGAGGUUGACAAGAAGUGGACAUAUUUCGAGCUCAGCGGGUACGAGUACAUGAGCUUCCACGACUACGAGAAAUUGAUCCUGCAGAUCGGCGCUGGGUACCGAAAGCUUGGACUGAACAAGGACGACCGAGUCCACAUCUUCGCUGCGACGAGUGCCCACUGGCUUGCGACGGCUCAUGGUGCCUGUUCUCAAUCGAUGCCCAUUGUCACCGCAUAUGACACUCUUGGUGAGUCUGGUCUCGAGCACUCACUGGUCGCAACCAAGGCCAAGGCCAUUUUCUUGGAUCCCCAUCUACUGCCAACGCUUAUAAACCCUCUUAAGGAGGCCACCGAUAUCAAGUAUGUUAUCUGGAACAGUCAGAAUGAGGUCAAAAAAGAGAACAUCGACGCUCUCAAGAAGGCUCACGACCGCCUUACCAUCCUAAGCUUCGAGGAGCUCCGGAAGCUGGGAGAAGACAACCCCGUGGACCCCGUCCCACCUACUGCAGAUGAUCUUUGCUGUAUCAUGUAUACUUCCGGUUCUACUGGACCGCCAAAGGGUGUGCCCCUCAGACACAAGGCUGUGGUUGGUGCAGUUGCUGGUGUUAGUGUCAUUGUUGAACCGUAUCUCGGCCCUGGUGACGGUCUUUUGACCUACCUCCCUCUCGCACAUAUUCUCGAAUUCGUCUUCGAAAAUGCCUGCUUAUAUUGGGGUGGAACUAUGGGUUACGGAAAUCCCAAGACACUCUCCGAUUCAUCAGUGAAAAACUGCAAAGGAGAUAUUCGAGAAUUUAAGCCAACCGUUCUUGUUGGUGUUCCUGCUGUUUGGGAAUCUGUCAAGAAAGGCAUUGUCGCAAAGGUCAACUCAGGCAGCCCGGUUGUCCGAAACCUGUUCUGGAGUGCUCUCUGGGCUAAGAAUAACUUGCUGCAUUGGGGACUUCCUGGAUCUGGAGUACUUGAUGCCAUAGUCUUCAAGAAGGUGAAGGAGGCUACGGGUGGACGGUUGAGAAUAUGUAUGAAUGGAGGAGGACCGAUUGCAAAAGAUACCCAACGUUUCAUCUCAAUGGCUAUCACGCCUAUGAUCAACGGGUACGGGUUGACCGAGACAACUGCCAUGGGCGCUUUGAUGGACCCCUUCGAGUGGACCGAUGAUGCACAUGGUGAUAUUCCAGGAUCGGUCGAAAUUAAGCUGGUCGACUUCCCUGAUGCGGGAUACUUCGCAACCAACAAGCCCAAUCCUCAGGGUGAGGUUUGGAUUCGAGGCGUGACCGUCAUGGAAGGCUACUACCAAAAUGAUCAGGAGACGAAGGAGGCUCUCACUUCAGAUGGCUGGUUCAAGACCGGUGAUAUUGGAGAGUGGGACAAGAAUGGUCAUCUCAAGAUCAUCGACCGCAAGAAGAAUCUUGUCAAGACACUGAAUGGAGAGUACAUUGCUCUGGAGAAGCUGGAAUCAGUCUACAGAUCUGCUACAGUGGUGGCUAAUAUUUGUGUCUAUGCUGAUCAGCAGCGGACAAAGCCAGUUGCUAUCAUUGUGCCAGCGGAACCAGCCUUGAAGAAGCUGGCGGACAGAAUCGGUGUCGAGGGAAGUGGCAUCGAGGAUUUGGCGCAUAACUCGAAGGUUCAGGCUGCGGUCUUGAAGGAGUUGCAGCAGGCUGGAAGAGCAGGAGGAUUGAGUGGAAUUGAGAUUAUUGAGGGAGUAGUGUUGGCCGACGAUGAAUGGACACCUCAGAAUCAACUGGUUACUUCCGCUCAAAAGCUCAACCGAAGAGGCAUCCUCAAGAAGUAUCAAAAGGAGGUCGAUGCAGCUUAUGCCAAAAACAGCUAA
Molecule: messenger RNA, 2091 nt
Organism: Hyaloscypha bicolor E
Lineage: Eukaryota; Fungi; Ascomycota; Leotiomycetes; Helotiales; Hyaloscyphaceae
Product: long-chain-fatty-acid-CoA ligase-like protein
Exons: 3
Coding region: 1-2091 (696 amino acids)
Biological process (GO): long-chain fatty acid metabolic process; long-chain fatty-acyl-CoA metabolic process
Cellular component (GO): lipid droplet; plasma membrane; endoplasmic reticulum
Molecular function (GO): long-chain fatty acid-CoA ligase activity
Source: RefSeq, a predicted model, not a curated record